Camellia sinensis is the source of this 1470-nucleotide messenger RNA. Lineage: Eukaryota; Viridiplantae; Streptophyta; Magnoliopsida; Ericales; Theaceae. The record is from RefSeq and is a predicted model, not a curated record.
AUGGAGUUUCCCAAUCUUCCACGCGAUGUCCUCUUCGACAUCCUCUCAAGGCUUCCCAUCAAAACGCUCAUCAAAUUCAGACUCGUCUCCAAAAACUGUCUCUCUCUCAUCCAACACCCUCACUUCAUCACCCUCCAUCAAACUCGAUCCAUCUCCAAACCAACCUCAGAAGACAAUCACAUCUUCAUCUACUACGAAUCAAUCGACUAUACCAAGCAAUUCUACUCUGUAUGUAGCAGCAGAGACAGUGAUUCCUUGAUUGAGCACAAGAGAUUUGAAUUUCCAUUCAAGAGCUUUAAUGGGUAUGUCAGAAUUGUGGGUUCAAGUAAUGGGUUAGUUUGUUUGUUUGAUACCAAUUACUUUUCAUGCUUUGGUAAUUUGUUUUUGUGGAAUCCAAUUGUUGGGAAAUUCAAGAAAUUGCCUGAUUCUCACUUGAGUUGUCGAUUUCGUGAUACUUUUUCUCAUAUGGUUGUUGGGUUUGUGUUUGUUUAUGAGAUCAAUGAGUUUAAGGUAGUGGAAAUUUUGUAUGAUUCUGAUAGAGAGGCUGUUCCUGAUGUGUUGGUUUACUCUCUGGAGGCAAAUUCUUGGAGGAAAGUUGAAGCUAUUGCGCCGUGCUAUAUGCCUAAUUGUUGGUGUAGUAAUGUCUGUGUGAAUGGUUCGGUGCAUUGGUUGGCGCUUAAAAGGCCGGGAAUUGGGUUUUUGUAUGAUUCAAUUAUGUCAUUUGAUAUGAGUAAUGAGGUGUUUAGAGAGAUAGGACUGCCCGAUAAUCGCAAUGGUAAUUUCGAUCGAGUGGACUUGUGUGUUUCGGCUUCUGGGGAUUCAUUAUCUCUGUUUUAUCACUUCAAUGACCGAUGGGAAGUAUGGUUGAUGAAGGAUUAUGGGGUGGUAGGGUUUUGGAUGAAACAAUUUGAUAUUGCAGAACCACAGGUCUCGGUGCCGCUCAACUUUAUGAGUGGUGGGGAUGUUUUACUUGUAAUGAAGAGUGGAAAGCUGGCCUUGCAUGACCCCGAGAACCAACAAAUGAAGGAUGUUGAAAUAUGUGGUCUUCCAAGUUUGAUUGGUAUAGAUGUUGGUAGUAUCUGGGGUGGUUGGAGAGGCCUUUCAUAUAAGAUGCAAGUUCUUAGAGCUCUCAAGUGUCUUAAUGGGGAUAAGGAACCUAGGCUUGACAAAAUGACUAUGAUUUUCUUUCAGAAUUGGAGUGUGGUUAAAGCACUUUAUGUGAAGAACAUACCUGAGAAUACUCCCCUUGAGCAAGUGAAGCAACUAUUUCAACGCCAUGGAGAAGUGACAAAAGUUGUUAUGCCGCCCUCCAAAUCUGGUGGCAAAGGAGAUUUUGGUUUCGUCCAUUAUGCAGAAAGGUCAAGUGCAUUGAAGGCUGUCAAAGAUACAGAGAAACAUGAAAUUGAUGGUAUUGUUUCCACAAAUUUGUUAUUUCAAUUACUUAAAGCUAACAAAGGUCAUGGACUAUAA